Messenger RNA from Knipowitschia caucasica, 6159 nucleotides. The record is from the annotation of a GenBank genome assembly. NCBI's taxonomy places the organism in Eukaryota, Metazoa, Chordata, Actinopteri, Gobiiformes, Gobiidae.
AUGAGCCUCAACAUCACUGCACACAUGAACCCAUUCAACGACCAGGGUGGCUGGUCCCCUGGCUCCUCCCUCCUGGAUGGCCACUCCCCUCGGGACAGGAAUCCCUUUGAAGACGAGGAAGAUGAGAACGAGGCCAAUGAGGGACGAGGGGGCGGAGUCAAAGGCGGGAAAGGCUUGUCCUCUGGGAAAGGGGGCGGGUUCAAGCUUGUGUCGCCGCUGAAGAGUCUAGGUAAACUGGGGCGUAGCCUGAGGUCGUCAGGGCGGGGCAAAGAUGGCUCCUCCCCCUCGCUCGCUGACUCACCGGGAGAGAAGAAGAAGAAGAGAGGGAGGCGGAGCUCCGAGGGCUCGCUACUCAGACUCGCUGGUCGCUGCAGAGACUCGUUCUCUCGUAAAGACUGUAUUUCUAAUGGAGACCAGGAGGAGGACACUCAGAGCCGCAGGAUCAGCCUCAUGAAGAUGGUUCUGGGGAAGACCAAGAGGGAGUCCGGGUCUGAGCGGGUCUCAACCGGACCGGAACCAGGACCAGGACUGGACUCAGACCCAGAGGAGGUGGUGAAGCCCAGAGAGCCACUGUCAGUGCUGGAGAUACUGCAGCUGGUGAAGAGGCGUGACCUGCUCUUGGCCGACGCCCACAUCCUGGAGCUGGAACAGGAAGUGAGCGCAUCAUGUGACCAGAGCGACGAAUCAGGACGAGACGACGGGCGGCGGCGCGCGAAGGACGUGGAACUUCUGUACGAGGAACUUCAGAAGGAACUCUGGUCCGUGGUCAGAGAGGCUCUUAGGAACCCCACCGCAGGACCCAACCUGGGACUGGUGGUCCAGGUGCUGGAGCAGGAGGAGAAGGUGGACCAGGACUUUCUCGGGUCUCACACAGAGGUCUGGGUCUCCUCUGGACCGAGGCCUCGCAGACUGAGGCAGCGAUGGGAGGAGGCGGUUGCGGAGCUCGCCCACUCCUCGCUCCCGCUCCAGACCCAGUUCUUGGCCGGGUUCCUGGACCGGUUCUUGGACCAGAUCCGGAUCAGAGUGGUGGAAGACCUGACCGCCGCCAAGAGGAACGUGGUGUCCAUCUACCCCCCAGAGUACCAGCCUUUUCAGGUGUAUGCUCAGAGUUACCACGCUGCGGUGAUGAAGAGGCUGAGCUCCAUCACUGAGACGCAGCUGCAGACGACUGACUGCUACGCUCUGCUGGACUGGGUCUACAACGUGUACCACCGGUCCUUGGACUCCUUCUCAGUCUCUGGACUUGCUCCUCUGUUGUCCUCAGAGACUGUGGAGCGACUGGAGCUGGACUGCCUCAACUCUGUCCGGGCCACAGUGACCUCUGAGCUGCUUCAGGUUCUGGACGAUGAGGAGAAACGUUGGAUGGAGACUCUGCACAUUGAGGAGUUCACUCUCCCCCUGACGUCUGCUGUCAUCCAGAGACUGGAGGUGGACCUAGAGCGCUCGGUCUCGGUGAACCAGAGUCUGGGAUCUCGUGUGGCUCAGGUGACUCUGAACGGACUCGCCGACUUCUUCUACAGUUUCCAGCGUAAAGUGGAAAUAUUCCACGAGGGUCUGCAGAGCGGGAUGUACGGAGACAACCAGGACGGAUACGUGUCCAAGACCAUCGCUCAGGUCAACUGCACUCCCCCCUUCAGGGCGUUCGCUGAGCGCUGCUCUGGGUCCGACCUGGUGCACAGCGAGGACUCUCUUAGACGAGCCUCGAGAGCUCUGGAUUCUGUGGUCCAGACUGGAGUCCGAGUCCUGUCAGACCGACUGUACUACUGCAUCAAGCCUCAGUUUGAGCGUCUGGUGAAGAGGAAGUGGCUCAAUAACACAGAACCAUUUGAACAAAUACAAAACAUGAUCCAAGAAAAGUUCAAGAAAUACAAGAGGAUGGACAAGCCGCCGUAUGAGCUCCUGGUGGGAGACCUCCAUCGGCGUGUGGUUGUAGAAUACCUUCGUGCUGUGAUGAGAGGGCGGCUCAUCUGCACUUCGUCCAAAAUGAGACGAAAGACUGCAAUGAGACUGAGGGAGGAGGGGGCUGCCAUCACCCAGCUGUUCUCACAACUGGACUCUCCCUGCAGCUGGCUCCAGGGGGCGCUCUCUCACCUCUCAGAGAUCAUCGACCUCGAGGACCUCCCCUCCAUCCAGAUGGAAGUGGGAGUCCUGCUACGAGAGUACCCAGACCUCAGGAGGAAGCAUGUGUCAGCCAUCUUGAGUCUGCGUGGACUGACCCGGCAGUCGGAGCGGGUGGAGGUCCUGAACGUCCUGAAGGACCUGGAGAUGGACCAGACCUGGGACCUGCCGCGGGACCGGUCCCUGUUCGCUCAGGUCCCGGUCACUAACGAGCUCCACUGCGUCAACCCAGAACUGCAGACGUCUCUGAGCCUUAAGCAGCUGGAGGCUCUGUCAUUCAGUCUGGGUGUCCUCAGGUCUCCUCCUCAGGUCUCCUCCUCAGGUCUCCUCCUCAGGUCUCCUCCUCAGGUCUCCUCCUCAGGUCUCCUCCUCAGGUCUCCUCCUCAGGUCUCCUCCUCAGGUCUCCUCCUCAGGUCUCCUCCUCAGGUCUCCUCCUCAGGUCUCCUCCUCAGGUCUCCUCCUCAGGUCUCCUCCUCAGGUCUCCUCCUCAGGUCUCCUCCUCAGGUCUCCUCCUUGUCCCCGCUCGUCCCCAUGAACGGGACUCCCUCUACGGGGAUGUCCUUGUCCUUUAUCGCCCUCUGGACGCAGCGCUGGUCCGUGCAGGCCUCCCCCACACUGUUCAUGUUGAACAGACACCGGGAGAUACCGGCUGACAAUGGGAAAUACGCAGAGACAGAGAGACACCGAGAAACACGCAGCGGAGUCGACACAAGCAGCGAGGGUCUGACUGCAGAGGAGCGGGAACACAGGUGGAAGAGGACGAGCAGAAACAUGUCUGACAGCGAAGACAGCGACUUUUCUGACGUCCAGAGCGAGAGGAGCAGCGACGGGGAGGCGGAGGAGGCAGAGGAGGCGGAGGAGGUGGAGGAGGGAAACAGUCCUGUGGGCAGUGACAAAGCUGCUGAUGAAGAGGGAGAAGACCUCCUCGAUGAUGAAGACGAAUAUGACGAAGAGGAGGAAGAGGAGGAUGAUGACCGACCAAGGAAGAAGCCUCGACACGGAGGAUUCAUCCUGGACGAAGCCGACGUUGACGAUGAGUACGAAGACGAGGAGCAGUAUGAAGAAGGAGGAGAGGACAUUCUGGAGAAAGAAGAUGCAGAAGUGUCGAAUAUGGACCACAUUCCUCUGGACGACGAUCACUCAGGCUCCAGGCGACUGCAGAAUCUGUGGAGAGACUCUCGAGAGGAGGCGCUGGGGGAGUAUUACAUGAGGAAAUACGCCAAGUCUGCAGGAGGCGAACAUUAUUCUGGAGGAUCAGAGGAGCUCUCUGAUGAUAUCACACAACAGCAGCUGCUGCCGGGGGUCAAAGAUCCAAACCUGUGGACGGUCAAGUGUAAGAUCGGAGAGGAGCGAGCCACCGCCAUCGCCCUCAUGAGGAAGUUCAUUGCCUACCAGUUCACCGACACGCCUCUGCAGAUAAAGUCGGUGGUAGCCCCAGACCAUGUGAAAGGGUAUAUCUAUGUGGAGUCGUACAAACAGACCCAUGUGAAGUCUGCCAUCGAGGGCAUCGGGAACCUGCGCAUGGGUCUGUGGAACCAGCAGAUGGUUCCUAUCAAGGAGAUGACCGACGUCCUGAAGGUGGUCAAGGAGGUCACCAACCUCAAGCCCAAGAGCUGGGUCCGACUGAAGAGGGGGCUGUACAAGGACGACAUCGCGCAGGUGGACUAUGUGGAGCCCAGUCAGAACACCAUCUCUCUGAAGAUGAUUCCUCGUAUCGACCUGGACAGGAUCAAAGCCAAGAUGAGUCUGAAAGACUGGUUCGCCAAAAGGAAGAAGUUCAAGAGACCAUCACAAAGACUGUUCGACGCCGAGAAGAUCAGGUCUCUGGGAGGAGAGGUCAGCCACGACGGAGACUUCAUGAUCUUUGAGGGAAACCGCUACAGUCGCAAAGGAUUCCUGUUCAAGAGCUUCGCCAUGUCUGCAGUGAUCACAGACGGAGUGAAGCCCACUCUGUCGGAGCUGGAGAAGUUUGAGGAUCAGCCUGAAGGCAUCGACCUGGAGGUGGUCACUGAGUCCGGGAAAGAGCGGGAGCACAACCUUCAGGCUGGAGACAACGUGGAGGUGUGUGAAGGAGAACUGAUCAACCUGCAGGGCAAGAUCCUGAGUGUGGACGGCAACAAGAUCACCAUCAUGCCCAAGCACGAGGACCUGAAGGACCCCCUGGAGUUCCCGGCUCAUGAGUUGAAGAAGUAUUUCCGGAUGGGAGACCACGUGAAGGUGAUCGCAGGACGAUACGAGGGAGACACAGGCCUCAUCGUCCGAGUGGAGGAGAACUUUGUCAUCCUGUUCUCUGACCUCACCAUGCACGAGUUGAAGGUCCUCCCUCGGGACUUGCAGCUGUGCUCGGAGACGGCGUCAGGGGUGGACGCAGGGGGGCAGCAUGAGUGGGGGGAGCUGGUGCAGUUAGACCCCCAGACUGUAGGGGUCAUUGUACGGCUGGAGAGGGAGACGUUCCAGGUGCUGAACAUGCACGGUAAAGUGCUGACAGUGCGCCACCAGGCGGUGAACCGGAGGAAGGACAACCGCUUUGCUGUCGCUCUGGACUCAGAGCAAAACAACAUCCACGUAAAGGACAUCGUCAAAGUGAUCGACGGACCACACUCUGGCCGGGAGGGGGAGAUCCGACACUUGUUCCGAGGCUUUGCUUUUCUGCACUGUAAAAAACUGGUGGAAAACGGAGGAAUGUUUGUUUGCAAGACGAGACACCUGGUGCUGGCUGGAGGCUCCAAGCCACGAGAUGUCACCAACUUCACGGUGGGAGGAUUCGCUCCAAUGAGUCCACGAAUCAGCAGCCCCAUGCACCACGGAGGAGGAGGAGCGCAGCAGAGAGGAGGAGGAGCAGGAGGAGGAGGAGGAGGAGGGAUGGGACGAGGAAGAGGACGCAGAGACAACGAGCUGAUUGGACAGACCGUGCGCAUCUCACAGGGGCCGUACAAAGGUUAUAUUGGUGUGGUGAAAGAUGCCACAGAGUCCACGGCGCGCGUCGAGCUCCACUCCACAUGUCAGACCAUCUCUGUGGACCGCCAACGUCUCGCCUCCAUGGGGGCGAAGCGUCACGACGGCAUGACGUCAGCCCACAGCCGCACGCCCAUGUACGGUUCCCAGACGCCCAUGUACGGCACAGGCUCCAGGACGCCUAUGUACGGCUCUCAGACGCCACUGCACGACGGAAGCCGCACGCCUCACUACGGCUCCCAGACCCCGCUGCAUGAUGGGAGCAGGACGCCAGGACAGAGCGGAGCCUGGGACCCCAACAACCCCAACACCCCCUCCAGAAACGAUGAGGAGUAUGAUUUUGGUUACGAUGAUGAACCGUCGCCGUCGCCGCAGGGAUACGGCUCCACCCCGAACCCUCAGACUCCUGGGUACCCAGAGGCCCCGUCCCCCCAGGUCAACACCCAGUACCAGCCCCAGACCCCGGGGACGCCUGCUAUGUACAACACAGAGCAGUACUCUCCAUACGCAGCCCCCUCCCCUCAGGGUUCGUACCAGCCCAGUCCCAGUCCUCAGAGCUACCACCAGGUGGCGCCGUCUCCUGUGGGAGUGUACCAGAACACACACUCCCCUGCCUCCUACCACCCCACACCCUCCCCCAUGGCUUACCAGGCCAGCCCCAGUCCCAGUCCAGUGGGAUACAGUCCCAUGACCCCUGGAGCGCCCUCUCCUGGUGGGUACAACCCUCACACUCCUGGGUCCAACAUCGAGCAGGGGGGCGGGGACUGGGUCACCACCGACAUCCUGGUCCGGGUCAAAGACUCCUUCAUGGACCUGAUGGGACAGACGGGCGUCAUCAGGAGCGUCACGGGUGGGAUGUGUUCUGUGUUCAUGCAGGAGUCUGAGAAAGUGGUGAGCGUCAGCAGUGACCACCUGGAACCAGUCACUCCCACUAAGAACAACAAGGUGAAGGUGAUCCUGGGGGAGGACCGCGAGGCCACAGGGAUCCUGCUCAGUAUUGACGGAGACGACGGAAUUGUGAGGAUGGAACUAGACGAUCAACUGAAGAUCCUGAACCUGAGGUUCCUCGGUCGGCUCGAACACUGA